AUGGAGUUACCAUCUGAAUCGUCAACACUUGUUCCAACGCCUGGCACUAGUUAUUGCUAUAUGGAAGAUCAGCAACUGAAAUCGGUCCAAUGUAGAUAUGUUAGUCAACGCACUUUAAUUCGAUGUCAACAUAAGAGGCCAUUUGAUCAACCAUUUGCUGUUUGUGGCGUGCAUGCUGCGUUAAGCGACCACAUUCGUGACAGUUUUCACCAAGACCGCACAUUUAUGGAUACAGUUGUGAAGAAGCGAUACAAAAAAGUUAUGUGCCAAAAUUCGGUUGUGAGUGAGGGAUACCCAGCUUUCAACCUUCUGGGUUCAUGCUACAACUACGCAGACAACUCAUUAGUUCCGCUAGCACCACCGUCUUCAUUGAGGUUCGCUGAAGUCUUCAGCAAAAAAGAGCUACCAAAACAACAAGUGCACGACAUCAACAAGACUAUCGAACUUCUAAAGUUGAAGAAAGAACUCUUGCUAAAAAAUGCUUGCUAUUAUGAAGAAUUAAAAGCAUCGACAUCAAAGGUUCAGUUAUCUGGAGCUACUGCACUAAAAGAGCGCCUAAAAGAGGUUCGCUUUCGUCCUACGAGGUUGCAGAAUUCACGAAAGUUGCAACGAGAAAGACCACCUAAAUAUUGUUCUUUUGGCAAGAGUAGAAGGAUUGUUGGAAGUGAAGGCGCUUUUCCUGAAGAUGCAACUAAAUUUGAAUGUAUGUUAGUGUUAGAUGAGAUCAUCGAAGACGUUGCUGCUAAUUUGGGUGACAAUGAGGAAGGUUGUCGGAAUCGCUGUCUGCCUCUAGCGCAUUUUUGCCGAGAACAUAUUUUGCUCGACGAUUUGCAGCAACUCUUUGAAAAGUGCAACGAUUGUCAAGGGUGCGUUCCUCGUUUUGGUGCUGGUUGCUGCACAAAAGAGUUUGUUGGUUUAAAAAGAAUGAAGAAGACUUCGCUCGCUAGCCUCUUGCCACCUCUGUCAGUUAAUGUCGGCGAAGGAAACUUCUCAGAAGUUAAACCAAAUUUACUUCUAAAGCUGUCCCAGAAUACUACUCCAAAUGGCCUGAGUGGAGAACGACCGAAGGCAAUUCGAAAAGUGAAUUUCAUGAUUGAUGCUGAGGAAGGGAAUAAAAAUUCAGCAGCAAGUUCCAUGAGAACCGGGCAGAAUUUUUCCACGUGCGAUCUUUCUUUGCAGGCUUCUGCUCCUGAAGAAAAAGUUGUUAUCACAGAAGUUAUUACUUGUUCUCGCAUCCGUCCAUUCAACAGGGAGGCGUUCGAACAAUCAAGAAGGACAAGUGGUCUGUUGAAGGAAUCAACAAACAAGGGCUAUGCUUCAGUGAAAAAGCCGGCUUCAAGAAAACGACUUCCGUCAACAGAUCUAAAUUUGGCUAGUACUUUGCAACCUACUCUUGGUGAGAAAGCUUUAACCAGUGAUUUCCUUCACAUUGCCAAAUCAUCUAAUACAGCCACGCCACCAUUUCGUCAAUCACCAGUUGCUGCACAAUUGUACAAAAUGUACUCUCCUCCUCCACCACCAAAGCCUGCAGCGCCUUUUGCAUUGCCAGCAGCACAAUCUGAUCGACUCCUCAAACAACCUUUCCGAGUAGCAUAUCGUGCUAGUGAUAACAGGCCUACUUUGACGGUGGCUGGAACCCAGGGACAUCCAAAGAAUUUUCAAAACCCCAUUCACUCGCUACCUUCUCCAUUAACUUUGCAAGAUAAAAAGGCGACUCUGAUGGCGACUGGAAUCCCGGGGAUUCCAAAGAUUUCGAAGAAUGUUCAAAAUGCCAAGCCACCUACUCCACUAAUUUCAAAAGUAUCGGGAACAACAGAAAGCUUAACGAUGAAUGGUCAAAGCACAAAUGAGAGCACAAGCCUUAAUCCAACGACCAAUGCAAGCAAUGAAGCUGAAACGGCGAAAAGUGUCAGUUCUCCUAAGUUAAUUGGAGAAAAUCAUAAUGAGAACUUGCAUUCAUCGCAACACAUUGUGUCUGGACUAGCACAAGGCGAAACUUAUCGACCCGCUAAUCAAACCACAGCCUCAACGCCAAGAAUAAUUGCAAAUACGACUAAAAAAAUAGUCGCUAUACGCAAUGGAACGCGAUUUAUCGUCGGUCAUUCGCAGCAAUUUACUGACGGCUUAACUCAUCCAGUUUCAACACCAGUUUUGACAACGGCAUCGCGAACAACUCAACCGAUUUUACGACUACCACUCUAUCAAAGGGAAUUUUUGCAAAAUAAAGCAGUUAAUGUAGCGGCUUCACAAAGUGAAACAGAACUAAAGAAAGUAAAUAUUCAGUAUCGAAAUUCAAAUGGACACUCACAAUCAAUCGUGCAAGCUACAGUGCCCAAUAACUCACUUUCAAAUGGACUUUUAAUUCAUAAAAAUAGCGGCGAAGUGGAGAAGAACUGCGAUGGAAAAACUGCUGCUUCUGAUUUUAAAACCGAGGAUUCAAAUGGACACUCACAAUCAAUCGUGCAAGCUACAGUACCCAACAACGAUUUUCAUACAAAUAACAAGGAUGAACCCGUAGCGACACAUAUCAAUAAUGGAAAACUACCUGUGACGAAUGAUUCUCACACUCAAGACGAUCUCACGAACAAUGGUUGGCAGGGAGUGAAUGGCAAUCCAUUGGACAUGCUUGCACAUGUCGCUUCUUUAUCGCAAGCCGCUCAAUCAACCGAUCACCUUCACAACGGGUUUUGGCUUAAGAACCCGCUAUACAGAGGAUUCAUGGCUUCAACCACCAAGCAUCCAAGCGUUCUGUGGGCUCAACGAGAGGGAUUUCUCUACUUGACAAUUGAGGUUGAUGAUGCCAAAAUUGAGGAUUUGACGUUAUCCGAACAAUCCCUUCAUUUUAAGGGCAACAACACUUCUGGAUCUUAUGAGGCCACCCUUGAAUUCUUUGAGAACGUCGACAAAGAAUCGUUGAAAAAGUACAGUGGGACGCGCUUCUUGGAAUUGACCGUUAAUAAGGCAACUGGCAAAUGGUGGUCUCGUUUGCUAAAAAACAAGGAAAAGGUCCAUUGGUUGAAAGUUGAUUUUGGUAAAUGGAAAGACGAAGAUGAGUCUGAUAUCGAUGAUGAGCCCGCUGCCGGUGCAUCAGGGUUUGAUUUGUCGAACUAUAUGUCACAACUUGGUGGAGCACCCGGAGGUGCACCUGAUUUCGAUGGGCUCGAUAUGGGUGAAGAGGAUGAUGAUGAUAUGCCUGACCUCGAAGACACAAAGGAGGAAGAAGACGAGAAGGACCAAUCCAAA
Messenger RNA from Mesorhabditis belari, 3243 nucleotides. The record is from the annotation of a GenBank genome assembly. Lineage: Eukaryota; Metazoa; Nematoda; Chromadorea; Rhabditida; Rhabditidae.